Messenger RNA from Penicillium maclennaniae, 1410 nucleotides. Its product is annotated as AA9 family lytic polysaccharide monooxygenase. NCBI's taxonomy places the organism in Eukaryota, Fungi, Ascomycota, Eurotiomycetes, Eurotiales, Aspergillaceae. The record is from RefSeq and is a predicted model, not a curated record. The coding region runs from base 1 to 1410 and encodes 469 amino acids. The transcript has a single exon.
AUGUCUAUCUCGAAGAUUGCUGGAGUGCUCCUCGGAUCCGCCGCUUUGGUGGCCGGUCACGGCUACGUCUCUGGAGCCGUUGUUGACGGCACCUACUACGGAGGUUACCUUGUCACCCAGUACCCCUACGAGACUGAUGCUCCGGAGACCAUUGGUUGGUCUGAGGAUGAGACUGACCUCGGCUACAUCGAUGGGUCCGAGUAUGCCAACGCCAACAUUAUCUGCCACAAGAAUGCUCAGCCCGGUGCUAUCUCUGCUCCCGUCAAGGCCGGUGGCAGCGUCGAGCUGCAGUGGACUGACUGGCCCUCCAGCCACCACGGCCCUGUCAUCACCUACCUCGCCAACUGCAAUGGUGACUGCUCUGAUGUCACCAAGACCGAUCUCAAGUUCUUCAAGAUCGAUGAAGGCGGCCUGAUCGACGACAGCAAUGUACCUGGUACCUGGGCUACCGACAAGUUGAUCGCCAACAACAACAGCCGUACCAUUACCAUUCCCAGCACCAUCGAGGCCGGUAACUACGUCCUCCGUCACGAAAUCAUUGCUCUACACUCUGCCGAGAACUCGAACGGCGCUCAGAAUUAUCCCCAGUGCCUGAACCUGAAAGUGACUGGUGGCGGCAGCGACUCUCCCAGUGGUACUCUGGGUACCGAGCUCUAUAAGAACACCGACCCGGGCAUCCUGGUCAACAUCUACCAGUCCUUGAGCACCUAUGACAUCCCCGGUCCCGCUCUGUACACUGCCGGCUCCGGCUCCUCUGCCACCACCGCUGCCUCCGCCGCCGCCUCUACCACUGCUGCCGCGGUCUCCUCUGCCCCAACUGUCAGUUCUGCCCCUAUCCGGAGCCCCUCUGCCUUCCCCUCGAUCCCGGCAUUCCGCAACUCCACGCGGGUUCCUCUGAGCCGUGGGCCUGCCUCUGCUCGGCCCCAGUUCUCGCAGCCCGCUGUUCCCCAGAAUGCCCAGGGUGCUGCUACUGUCACCGAUUACGCUACUGCCACUGUCGACUCCGUCGUCGAUGCCACUGUUACUGCUCAGGUUACUGACCAGCAUGCUUUCCAGACCACCAGCGCCCAGACCGCGGACAGCGCGACCAUCACUGCCAGCGCGACGGUUCAGUCAGCCCAGAGCACCUCCCCCGCGAGCACCGGCUCGGACUCCACUGGAUCCUCCGACUCCAGCUCCAGCUCCAGCUCUGGUUCUACCUCGGGCUCUGAGAGCUCCGGCUCCACUGGUACCACUACCGGUACCACCGCUACCACCUCCUCUGAGCCCAGCCACUACAACUACAAUGACUGGACCUCCUACCUCAGCUCUCUGAGCGCUGACCAGGUCCUCAACCUCCUCCGUGAGACCUUUGGAUGGCUCGUCGCCGACAAGAAGCACGCCCGCGACAUGACCAGCCGCGCCAACUAA